Nothobranchius furzeri (turquoise killifish) is the source of this 960-nucleotide messenger RNA. RefSeq lists its product as uncharacterized. The record is from RefSeq and is a predicted model, not a curated record. NCBI's taxonomy places the organism in Eukaryota, Metazoa, Chordata, Actinopteri, Cyprinodontiformes, Nothobranchiidae.
AUGUACUGUCAUCUCCUACUGCAGAGAACGAAGAGGCUUAUUCUGAAGACUGGAACAGAGUGGGAGGUGUGGCUGCACAUGGAUGAGCACACCUUUGCUCGCCAUUUUAGGGUCACCAGGCCACAGUUUGAAUACCUGACAAUGAAGCUGCAGGAGAAUGGAGUAGGCAGGGAACACCAUCAAGGCCUGCCACCAGUUCCUGUGACAAAGAAGGUGCUGAUGUUUCUGUGGUACAUGGCGAACCAAAACAGCUUUAGAGAGAUGUCGGACAAAUUUGAUGUGUUCCAGUCUGCGGCACACCAAAUCAUUGUGGAUGUGCUUAAAAUACUUUGCACACUUGCCUCAAACUUUGUCUCCUGGCCAAAUGCCUGUGAGAAAGCAACAUCUGCUCUUGCUUUUCAGCAACUCUGUGGCAUCCCUGGUGUCAUUAGUGCCAUCGAUGGGUGUCAUAUAAGGGUGCAGAAGCUACCAGUACAAGGUGUAGACUACAAGAAAAGAAAGUCUUUCUUCUUUGUCCUUCUCCAGGGGAUUGUGGAUGACAGAGGAAGAUUCGUGGACAUUUGUGCUGGACCACCUGGAAGGGUGCAUGAUGCAAGGAUGUUGAGGGCUUCUCCCUUCUGUGAAUCAUGGCAAGAGAAAAUGGUUGGUUACAGCUUACUUGGAGACAGCGCACACAUCGAGCGAGAUUUUCCAUUUGUUGUAACCCCUCAAUGCGACAAUGGAACCCUGACUUGUGAGGAACAACUUAAGAAUAACAAGAUCAGUUGUGGUAGGGUGGUUGUUGAACAAGUUUUUGGACGAAUAAAGUGCAUGUGGAGGCGUCUCCGUGAUCUUCAGAACACCAACAUCAAAACUGUGGAGAUGAUAAUAAUGGCAGCCUGUUUCUUGCACAUGAUUAUUGCUGACUUGUGCCAGCUGCACACCCAGGGCUGCCCAAGGGAGGAUGAUGACAACGAGUAG